Messenger RNA from Caenorhabditis auriculariae, 7210 nucleotides. Lineage: Eukaryota; Metazoa; Nematoda; Chromadorea; Rhabditida; Rhabditidae. The record is from the annotation of a GenBank genome assembly.
AUGCUGAAAAGCCUUUGUCGUCUACGACUGCGGCGCAGCUUCUCAACGACUUCGGAAGUCCUCGACCAGGCGACGGCCUCGACGAAUCCGUCUGUCGACGUUAGCUAGUAGGUCUUUCCAAAGUUCUCGAAUUAAUCGACAAAACUAUACAUGGGUAGAAAAUACUAAUGGAAAGUGAGAAUAUCGUGAUAAAUAACUGAAUAAACGUUCUAUAUUGUUUCCAAGAGAACCUUCCAGAAAGACUUUCCAACUUUUGUUUUCAUUCACCGUCCACGAACACUUGCAAAAGUAUGAAUAACUUUUCCAUUCUCACUAUUGUCGCGAAUCAUUCGAAGAAGUUGUCAGAAAAAAGUUGAGUUAGCGGGGAACGAACAAAACUUGAAGAAAUGAGCUUGAAAUGUUUUUGUUGUCGAAAGGAUCGAGAUCAAUUUCAUCAUUUGGAGUUCUAGAUCUAAACGCAAAUAAAACUACCUAAUGUGAAAAUGCUUCUUCGAUCUGAAGCAAUUCAAAAAGUUGUUUCACGUUUUUUUUUUGCCUUAGUGAUGCCUCGCUUUCCAUAGACUUUGAAUAUCAUGUUUUUAACCUUUUCCAGUAUGCGGUCCCGACAUCGAAUAUUGGCCGCAGGCGGUAUGCCUCCCGUUGAAUUCGAAUUCGAACGGGAAAGAGCAGCGCGCCGAGAACGUUUCGGUCGUUUCGGACUGAAAAGCGGAGUUCCAGUCGAAGAAUUGUUUCCCACUGUUGAGGUUCGAUCCGAAUUGAACAAUAUCGGAAUAUUCUACUCGCGAAUAGUCUGACUGUUUAAAAAAUAGCAUGGUAGCGUGGUUCAUGAGAAAUGGGCGCUGAAAAGAUUUACAAAGUCGUGAAAAAAUGCUACAGGAGGCAAAAUAAGAAUUUAUGGAAAUUUUUUUUGAAGAAAAUCAAUUUUUCAGUUUCUUCGAUUUUUGUUGAGAGUUUAGUGAAUGAAAAUUACGCCUUUUAAUGUUCAUAUUUCAUUCAUCAGGAACUCGAAGAAGAAAAGGCUCUUGGUCUUUAUCGAGAGCUGAAUGACGUUAUGCGGGAACACACAGAUUUGCAAGCCAAGAAAAAAAUCAAGGAGGCGGCACGGUUUAUUUUUUGGUUCAACUUUGUUGUGAAAUAUUUCAAUUCUCAGGUUAGCCGAAUUGGAAAAAAACUUGAAAAGUUAUCCGCAAAAAUUGGCCAAAUACGAGGCGAGUUUGGUUAAAUCAGAGCGAGAAAAAGACGCCAAGGAGUUGGCUCUCGAAAAAAGAAUACGGUUAGUUCUUAUUUUCAUGACAAUCUCUUCUACUUAUGAUUAUAAGAGAAAACGGAAAAAGUAUUCGGCAUCGCCUUUUUGUUUCAGCUAAAGUUUGGAGUGGUCUGUUUGAAUGUGUGAUGAAAUUUGACGAACCAAAAGUGACUUGAAAGUUAAAUUUCACGGUUCGUCAAGAAGACCAAAAAAAGGCCACACAAAGUAUGUAAAAAAUGAUAGUUUUGAGAGACAGUUUGAAUAGGAAUUUUUUGAUUUUUUUUUUUCUCACAUUUUGGUUAAAGAUUGAGAACAUUCUUCUUUCGCAACUUCUUUAAUAUCUACUUCCAGGGAGAUUCAAGAAUACUUCGGCUAUUGGAUGGAUCCUAAGGAUCCGCGGUUUGAAGUUAUGUUGCAGCAGAAAGAACAAGAAGAAAAAGAAGGUUAUUCAGUUUUUUUCUUCUUCAAAUUAUAACCGUCAAUACUCAAAUUUUUCUCGUCGAUCUUUUUUAAUUGUUUUUUUCAGGCUGCAAAGAUGGCAAAGCGACAAGAAGUUCAGAAGAAAAAAAGUUUGCCGAAAAUGCUUGAUGAAGAGUUUUUCAGUUUUAGUUUAUUCCAGUUUAGGAUUUGUUUUUUUUUGUUACGAAUGUACAUUCAUUUUUACAAUAAAGUUUUUUAAUUGAUUUGGUAUUUUCUAAACUCUUCUAUUGGUUUUGAGCCUUAUUUUUUUACCUCGGUUACAUAAAUGUAAAAAAAAUAAUAAAUGUUUUCUUUCUCCAUGUGAAAAUUUUUCUUCUAACAACACUGAUUGAAUUUCUUAGAAAUUCCAUGAAUACUUGAAGAACUGAAAGUUUUGAGGCGACUAGCGUUUUCUUGUUCGCAGCUUUUUUUUCGCGACAAAUUGUUAUAAAACACAUCGGUAUGGAAUAUUCGUUUAACAUUCUCACUUUUUUUUUGUCAACUUGAUCAUUUCGAUGAGUCAAACUCAGAUGGCGGUGGAAUCGAUUCUUGAGUACGCUGGCGAAUCUUCCAACUCUUGCGGCUACUGCAACGGAAGCCCCCGGAGAUCUUCUAAACUAGGUGAAAAGGAAGAAAAAAAGGAGGAAGAGGCUCGUGGCAGUUCGGAAAGCCUAGGUGAGGCCUUUCUUCAUGGGCCGUUUCUGCGUCUUUAUCAGUGUCUCAUGAGGAUUUGGAACCGAUCCCGAUAAUCGAUAUGAAUUUUCUUUUCAAAACAAGUUCUCAUUUCCAAGAUACAUUAUUUUGCAAGAGCUUGUCGUUAAUGUUUUUCGUGAGAAUCCAAAAAACCUUAUCUUCAACAUAAGUGACGCGGUUAGGACGAAAUAAAUUCUCGUUCCUAACAUUAAAGAAGGCGAGUCGCAAAGUUCAAUAGAAAACCUAGAGAUACCAUUAUAUUUUCUCGAUUUUUCAGUUACUCUGCAUAAAAAUCAUGAAAAAUUUCCUAAUAUUUGUCAUCAUUCCUCAUUUUUUUAUUCUUUUGUUAAGGUUUUUAUUGCGGCGGCCUGAGUCCCGAACAUCUGAUGAAGUUUUUGGAGUUGGGUUUCAGCGAGUAAGUGGGUGUUCUGGUUUUUUUUUUCUAGGCGCAUCUUCAAAUUUUCUCACAAGGUUUUGCAUUGAAGGUCAGGAAAUCACGUUGAAUGACUCAAAUUUCGCAGUUUGAUUCGGAAAAAGUUUAUUUUUGAAACAUAACAAGAUAGAAAUACUAUAUAGCUGGUGGAGAGUGCAGACAGAGCCACGCCCUACUUUCGCAUCCCGUAAACCGGCCGUAACCGCUUCGCGACCGCUACGCGUUGAAUCAUAUUCUGCGAAAAAGGACGUUUCAAGCCUUGGAAAACCUAUUCUCUUGAUAUUUUGGCUUCCACUUAAUUUUAUUGAGUGUGGAUCUUCCUUUUUUACUAGCUUUUCACUGAUUUGCACGCACAAGUUACUUUAGAAAUUUAUAGGAUUUUUUUCAUUUAAUAUAAUUUUUCGGUUUCAACCAAAGUUCAAUGAAUAUAAGCUACUUUUUCUCAAACUUGUUUCGUACUUAAGCCAGAACACCCAAACUCGUGCAAAUUCAAAGAAAUUGUCUUUCGCAUAAAAACGGAUAUCAAGUUGCAAAGUUAUUUUCUUCUUCUUUUCACAAUAUUCUUGGAAGUUUGCAGGAGUUUGGGCGGACACGCUGAGCACUUCGGAUUACCUGAAGCUGCUCGAUCGUGGCUGGCGGAGGUUGUUUUUUUAUUUGAAUCUAGAGCUGCAAAGUAUUAAAGAACCAUUUGACAUUCACGUUGCCAAAUGAGAAUGUUCUGGCAUAAUUUUUUUCAUAUUUUUGUAGUCAAAAUGUCGUGCAAUUACCUGAAAUAUUUAAAAAUCAAGUAUGAGACAGUACAGCUGUUUUUAAUUGAUUCGCAGGUAAGAAGGGGGGAAAACAUAGAAUUGAGCUGAAUUAAGUUUCAUAGACACAAAUUUAUUUAUAACAUUCUAACCGUCCUCCUUGAUACUUCUAAUGGCUUUUUUUUGCUCCGAUUUCUAAUUUUUUUUUUCAAGAUCUGGAAGAUAUCUUUACAAGCCAAAAAAUGAGACGACUUGCUGUCCACAAUACACAAUUCGGUUCGUUUUCAGUUAAAUUUACGGAAAAAAUUAAUCUGAAACAUGGAGUUCCAUUAUUAUCUUCAAAAAGUUCGAAAUUGCAGUCUCGAUUCGACUCAGUUCUACCUGUCCCGAAGUCAGCGACGGACACUUCAACAAAUGAACGAUUUUCUGGAAACGGGCAAAAAACCUCGUUGUGGGAUUAAAGAAGAGCAAGAUGUAUCCGAGAAAAAAAGGUGUUCGUUGAGAUCAAGAAAAUCUAAAAAAACUAUUUUUGUAACGAAAACUCGUCAAUGUUUUUUUAUUUAUUUUUCAUUUUCCGGCUUUACUUUUUAAAAAAACUUGACGGAAAUUUUUUUCUCAGAGAGAUAUGUACAAUCAAAAAAAUCUGACUUGGAAUUUCAGAGAUAUUAGUUAAAAUUAUUUUUGAUCUCAUGCAAUUAAAAAAAUUAUUUCUAAUUAAUUUCAGCAAUCGAAACAUCAGGAUUCAUCAGAAGCGCAUGGAAGUGGAGACAGAAGUGCCAAGGUUUCAUAUUCAUUCAAUCAAAGACAUUUUCUGAUUGUUUCAAGCGUGCAAAAUUAAUGGAGCCCGUUGUUCACAAGGAAAGAGAUCCGACCAGGCCUGUUCUCAAGAAAAAGGAGAUUCGAAGGGCCAAAUUCGAGGAAAAAUGCCGAAAAAGAGGUUUCGACGUGGAAGUUGAGAGAGAGAAAAGACGAGUCAAGGUGAAUUUCGAAAAUAUUGUGGAGGAAGUAUUGGGAGAAGUUUUGGAAGAGUGGCUCUAGGAAUAAAUCAUCAAAAUCCCAAACAGUCUGACCUUUUUGAAAGCUCUUUUCUAUUUUUCUAUGACCUUAGCCGCAAGGAAAAGUGAGAAUUAGAACAUCAGAUUUUUAACUCUAAUCGUGUUGAAUGCUUAUAUAUUUAUGCUUGUUUUUCAGGAAGAAUCAAGAAGACGUACCAUCGAAUCUUAUAUUAUUCCGGCUAAGCCCACCGAUAAACAUAAACUAGAGGCUUAUUAAAGAAAAUAAAAACUAAUUUUUUUUUCUCAAGCUUCAGGUCAAACUAGUGGCGCUCAAUUCCGAAGAAUUCGAAAGCCGUGCUAAGGAAUCUUUUGAGCUUUUCGUCAGAUAUCAGAGUGAAGUACGAGAACUGAGAUUUCCUUAUUUAUCUACAUCUUCAGGUCCACAAAGAUUUCGACAAAAGUCAAAGGGGAUAUCGGCGUUUUCUGUGCGAAUCACCGCUCAGAAAUACUUCAAGAGGACGGUUGGUUGGAAGAAAACUCUUUUAUAAUACAUUCGGAGGAGAGAAUUCAAUGAUGUUCACAGUAGUCGAAGUGAAAUGAAAAUGGUUCAAUACCCAAUUUUUUUGGAGUAGAUCGACCCUUUUUUUAUAACGAUUUGAUGGCUUUUUUUAUCGUCUUUUUUUAAAAGAAAAAGACACAAAAAAACUGUUGAACUCAAAAAAAUUUUUGAAAAAAAUGUGAGUGUAUUUCAGAGGAAUCACAGAGCUUUUUGUAAUAUAUGUUGAAAAUUCUUUCUCUCAGUUCUUCGGUGGAACUCGGAUCUUUCCACAUGUGGUACUUGCUGGACGACAAACUCGUCGCCGUCGGAGUGGUCGACCUCCUUCCCAAGUGUCUUUCUGCCAAAUACCUCUUCUACAACCCCGACUUCGCCUUUCUCAGCCUCGGAACUUAUACCGCCCUCAGGUUAUCUUGAACUUCUCUAUUCGAUGAAAGAAUAAAAAAACAAAGUAGUUGCGAACUCACAAGAAGAUCAUUUUGCUUCGCGGUUAUGAACUUCCUGACAAUUGGCCAGGACAUUGAUGAAAAAUAAGCCCUGAAACCUGUACAACUUUAGUUAUCGAAAAAUGAGGGCUCAAACUCCCGGGACAACUUACUUAAGCAGAUUUUGAUGAUUUUCUUUGGAUUUGAAGUUUCUUUUUCUGAAACUUAAAAAUUUUGCAGACUUUCAGAACACUCAUCCGGCUAAUUGAGGAGUUUUCUGGCCAUACUAUGAAAACUUUUCGAACACAGUGUAAAAUGACCUCUUCAGAAGUCUUCGAUGUUAAAAAUGAUUCUGCGGAAUCAAAAAUAUCUUAAAGAGAAACAAAGAGGCAACUAAAUUCUGGAAAGUCGGAGAUAAUUGUGCAUUUCGCGGAAAUCCCUUCGAACUCGGAAUCAGAUCUUCCGGCGUUUUCAAAAUCCUCAAACUCAGCCUUCAGAGAAAUCGCCUUAACAAAAAAGUUGCACGAGCAAUCGCCGGACUUCCUAUACUACUACAUGGGCUACUACAUUCAUUCUUGUCCCAAAAUGCGCUACAAGGCCAAAUUCCGACCCAGCGAACUCCUCUGUGAUCAAUCUUUUCAAUGGGUUCAUCAACUGGAUUCUUUAAUUUUCGCAAGAAAAAACUCUUUUUAGGCGCCAAUGGAAGUAUGUCAAAAGAGAAUAGAGGAAUCGGAGAAGCCCAACGGAUUCGCCGCUUUUCUUCCUGAUCAACCGGCACCUUCUCCAGUUCCGAUCAAUCGGAUUAAGGUCUUGAUCUCUGAACGAGUUCGUGCAAUUUCUCUUGAAGUUCGGUUGAUAAGAAGGAUUUCAAGGGACCUUUCAUGGACUACGGGAUGUUCUUGUCGAUGAACCCCUCCUUCAGACCGUCUGAUAGUUUCCGACGAAGCUUAGAAGGUUACAUUUUGAUUUUUAUCAUAUGGGAGAAGGAUUCAGAAAAAAAAACCAAAAUCUACAAGGUACUUGUAGAAUAUGUAAAUAAGCGUGAUAGAUCACGUUAAAAGAUAGACCAAGGAAAAGUAUAAAAGGAAAGAAUUAUCCAGCGGGUCCACAACCGACUUCUCGAGCUCCCAACCGCAUCUCCCGACUCCGAGCCUACUUCGCCUCGCGACGAAUAGGCACCUCUACAACUUCAUUUUUUUCACACCAAAUAUACCUCAAUAAUAAAUAUUUGGUGUGAGAAGUUGUAGAGGUGCCUAUUCGUCGCGAGGCGAAGUAGGCUCGAGUCGGGAGAUGCGGUGGGAGCUCGAGAAGUCGGUUGUGACCCGCUGAUAAUCUUUCCUUUUUAUACUUUUCCUGGUCUAUCUUUUAACGUGAUCUAUCACGCUUAUUUCAUAUUCUACAGUACUUUUUAUAGAAAUAAUUUAAUUUUUAAUUGAGAUAGGCAUUGUCAAAUGAAAUUUCCCGUCAUUGCGGAUCAAUCUUGGAGCCGCACGUUAACCACUACAGAUUUCCUUUGCAGCCGUUUCUUUUCACUUUCGAGAAACUAAAUAUUCGAUUUGUACACUCAUAUUCCUAUUGCCUACUUGCAGAUCUGUCGACGAAAAUUGGCGACGACCUGCUCUCCGUCGUGUUUUAUUUCCAGAAUCUGAGAAUCUAA